AUGACUAGAAAGAAGGUGAAACUUACCUAUAUCACUAAUGAUAGUGCUCGAAAAGCAACAUUCAAGAAAAGGAAGAAGGGUCUUAUGAAGAAGGUGAGUGAACUGACCACCCUCUGUGAUAUUGAUGCUUGUGCUAUUAUCUACAGCCCCUAUGACUCCCAGCCUGAAGUCUGGCCUUCCCCCUUGGGAGUCCAUCGCGUGCUUGCACAGUUCAAGACCAUGCCUGAAAUGGAGCAAAGCAAGAAGAUGGUGAAUCAGGAGACUUUCCUAAGGCAAAGAAUCAACAAGGCUCAGGAGCAACUCAAGAAGCACAAGAAAGACAAUCGGGAGAAGGAGAUGGCUCGUGUUAUGUUCCAAAGCCUAACCGGAAAGACCCUCCAAGGCUUGACAAUGUCAGACCUGACUGACCUUAACUGGGUCAUUGACCAGCACAUGAAAGAGAUACAACUCAGGAUGAAGAACAUUAAGGAGGGCUCUGUGAAGAGCCAGAACCAGGUGCAAGGAUCACAGGGGGUGCCAGCUGCAGUGGAUCAUAAAAAUACAACGAUGAAGAGUAACGGUGAGGGAAGCAGCAACAACAUGGCGAUGAAGAGUGGCGAAGAGGGCAGCAACAUGGAACAUCGAAUCCUAGACAGGCAAGCUUUUGAUCACAUACAGAACAUGGAGGCAAUGCAGCUCCAUAUGUUGCAGAUGGCUGCUCAGAAGCAGCACAACUCGUGGUUCGUGGACAUGAUGAAUGCACCACCACCACCACCUCAUCCAGAUCAUCAUCAGCAAAUGGGGUUCACCGGGGAGGAAAUGAUGCUUCCCUUUGCGGAUCAUAACAACAAUACCAUGUGGCCAAAUCCUCCAGCUGACGGCUUUAAUUUUCCUUAG
Molecule: messenger RNA, 876 nt
Organism: Fragaria vesca subsp. vesca
Lineage: Eukaryota; Viridiplantae; Streptophyta; Magnoliopsida; Rosales; Rosaceae
Product: agamous-like MADS-box protein AGL80-like
Exons: 1
Coding region: 1-876 (291 amino acids)
Biological process (GO): positive regulation of transcription by RNA polymerase II
Molecular function (GO): protein dimerization activity; RNA polymerase II cis-regulatory region sequence-specific DNA binding; DNA-binding transcription factor activity, RNA polymerase II-specific
Source: RefSeq, a predicted model, not a curated record